AUGGCACCCGUUCCGUUCGAGAACAUCCCCGACAUUCUUGUGGAUAUCCGUCAAGUGGAGCAAGAUACUCCCACGAUCCCUGAUAAAUCCCUCGAUCUCUCCUCGCCCGCCACGUUUGCUCAACUCGCACCCCGAUCCGAUUCUUCCUCCUCAGCCAAGCCUCAUUAUGGCGCAGGCUCAGUCGACCCGAACCACAUUAAGAUGCAGGGCCUCUUCGCCUUGUUUGCGAUCAUUGGAGCCGCAUUCGUCAUAGCUGCAAUUUGGUUCUUCUUCUGGGCCAAGAAUGGCGGUUUCGUCUGGCGCAAGGGCGACUGGGAGGACUACAAGUCGACCGUUCUCCGCCGCAAAGGACCUGACGGAAGAACCCUGAGUAACGCAACGAAGAGUACCAAGCUUGGCGGAGGAAGCAUUUUCAACCGAGGCUACACCGAUGAUGGAUAUACCUACACGGACGAGACGCAGACACAAACCGCAUCCAGCUUCACCGAUGAGAAGCCGAAGAAGAAGCGACUCAAUUUCAAGGACAAGAUCCUCCGUCGGCGUAAGGAGGAGCUCUGGGAGGGCGAAGGCGACGAGGAUGUGCGCUUGUAUCGCGAAGAGAAACCUGCUCGCAUGAGCGAUGUGCGUGACUACGCCUACGAGCAGCCCCGCCGUUCCAAGCGCCGCGACCCCUCUGGAUUCUCCUUCACUGCUGGCAGCGAAGAUGUCCUCAGCCAAGCAACCGAAGAACGCCACCCGCGCGAUCCGUCUAGCCGCCGUGAUCCCCGUCGUGAGCAACGCCGUCACGAGCGCAAGAGUGCUGUGCCCUCUGCGCCGUCGUCUCGUACUAGCAGCCCUCGCAAAGAGGGUCCUUACAUGACCGGUGGCGCUGGCUACACUGAGCCUCUUGAUUUCUCUUCCCGCGGAGCUCGCUCGAACUACCAGUACUCCAACGUUGAUACGGAAGAGUCGUCUGGUACUAAGAGCUACCACCACCCUAUUCCUGGAUUGAACAAGGGGUAUCGUCGAGAUGAUCGCCGAGAUGGACGACGGAGCCGCCGCCGCGAUAGUCUAAGUGACAGUGACGGAGAUGAUACGCGUUACUCUUAG
Penicillium chermesinum is the source of this 1089-nucleotide messenger RNA. RefSeq lists its product as uncharacterized. The transcript is spliced from 2 exons. The coding region runs from base 1 to 1089 and encodes 362 amino acids. The record is from RefSeq and is a predicted model, not a curated record. Lineage: Eukaryota; Fungi; Ascomycota; Eurotiomycetes; Eurotiales; Aspergillaceae.